AUGAAGGUUGCUCUUCAGCUGCUGCUGCUUCUCUUCUCCACCUCUAACUUGGAGGUCACCUCAAGCCCGACCGGCCCGGAUGACUUUUUGGGUCCCGAGGAGUGUCUGGCAAGGAAGCCCACGCGUGCGUCGUGCGACUUGGUCUUCUGCCCGCCGUGGGAGCGAUGCAUCAACGGCCAUUGCUCCUGCAAACCGCCGUAUUUGUGCCCCGCUGAGGACGUCACCCCCGUUUGUGGGCGGGACGGACGACUCUACCGCUCCUUCUGCCAGGCCAUGGCGUUGUCGUGUCGCAGUGGGAAGUCGGCCAUGUCGCACUUUGGCCAAGCGUGCUCAGAAGAGCAGCCCAAGUUCAGGAGUUUCCGCGAGCCCAGCACGGGGGUGCUCAGCCUCUUCGUUCCCGACGAACAAAGUCCCGACGGAGGGAAGCGCUUGCUGCUUUGCGCCCAGGGCUGGGACAUGGCCAGCGCCAACGUCAUGUGCAAGGAUCUCGGACAUCCGCUUGGCGCCGCCUCUGCCGCUUCUGUGGCGCCCGGACCCCCGAGCCAAGACCUCGGCCACUUUCCUGAGCGCUGCGUCAGCGUUCGCUGCCGAGGCUUCGAGACGUCGUUGGCCGAGUGCGUCAUCCACGACAGCGUCCCGGUCGGCGACGGCAACGUUGCCACGGCCGCUUGCUACGAUGGGACCCACGUGGCCGAAGAGUGCGGCUUUGCGUGCGCCAACGGGAAAUGCGUAUCUGGCAACCGGACGUGCGACGGCAUCGACGACUGCGGCGACCGGAGCGAUGAAAUGUGCUGCAAACGCUGCCGAAGUGGCGCCUUCCGCUGCGGAACGGGCGUGUGCGUGCACGCGGACGCGCUGGCCGACGGCCAGAUGGACUGCUUGGCGGGAGAAGACGAGGCAGCGACGCACGAGCCGGCCAGGAAGGAGUUGAAGAGCACCGAAUACGUCUCUCCUAGGAAAGAAACGCGUGCGGGCCGUAUCCAACUGGAGUCCAAGUUGCAGUGCGGCGUUCCCAACGUGACCGCCGCCAGCGACGUGAAGGACCGAGUCGUCCGCGUCAAGAGAGUCGUCGGCGGCGUCAUGGCCAACCGGACGCAGAUCCAGUGGCAGGUGGGCCUGGAAGAAAACGGCAGAAUCAACUGCGGGGGAACCUACAUCGGAGGCUGCUGGGUCGUCACGGCAGCGCAUUGCGUCAGACCCAACCCGUCGGCGUACCGCAUCAGGUUUUCCAUCUGGAAGAGGUACACUCCUCAGGACACCACCGACAUCAUCCCCGUGGGCGACGUCAUCAUCCACCCCAGGUACAACGUCAGCACGUACCAGAACGACAUCGCUCUGGUCCGGCUGAAGGACCUCCCGCAGACGCCGGGCAAGUGUAUGGAGGACAACCCUGCGGUGAAACCCGCCUGCGUCCCCUGGUCCACGCGGAUCUUCAACGCCAACCACACCUGCAGCAUCUCGGGCUGGGGCCGCACAGACCUGGGAAAAGCCUCGCAGGUGCUCCUGUGGGCCAACGUGUCCCUCAUCCCCGACUGCCAGCGCUUCUACAAAGACCGCUUCAAAGCCGGGAUGAUGUGCGCCGGCGACCUGGACGGAAACGUGGACUCGUGCCAAGGCGACAGCGGCGGCCCUCUGGUGUGCGAGGACCACCUGGGAGUCUCCUACCUGUGGGGCAUCGUCAGCUGGGGCGAUCAAUGUGGCCACUCGGACUCGCCGGGCGUUUACACUCAGGUGGCGCACUACUUUGAGUGGAUCCGCCUGCACACGGGCUGGCCCGCGGUCACCAGGUUCAACUUGUGAGCGUCAUCAUCUUCCUCGUCAUUUUCAUUCUUUGUCUGGAGGGCCACGGAAGUCCGUGUGAAAAACAAAUUGAGUAUAAUCCUAGUUUGAUAAAUAUAAAAUGUCAUUUCA
Messenger RNA from Syngnathus typhle (broad-nosed pipefish), 1911 nucleotides. It is a transcript of the gene cfi, whose product is annotated as complement factor I. The record is from RefSeq and is a predicted model, not a curated record. Bases 1 to 1800 code for a protein of 599 amino acids. NCBI's taxonomy places the organism in Eukaryota, Metazoa, Chordata, Actinopteri, Syngnathiformes, Syngnathidae. Gene Ontology annotation, molecular function: protein binding; serine-type endopeptidase activity. Gene Ontology annotation, biological process: proteolysis. The transcript has 17 exons. Gene Ontology annotation, cellular component: membrane.